AUGAAGAUCACACAACGGCGGCUUCUUUUUCUGAGAGAAAUAAGGUCACUUGAUUUUUUAGGGUGUAGACUCGCCGUUUCCUCUUCAACAAGACAUAAAGCAGAAUCGAUCCAAGACGUUGAAAGAGAACGGGCACCGUCUCGACACUUCUCUGACGACGAUGUUACCUCCUCCGUGAACCAACAGCGUUUGCUUACCUCUUCAGCCGCGGCUAGGCUUCUCCGCUUAUCUGUAUCCACCGACGCUGAAGGAGAUAAUAAAUCCAACGGCUCAGAUCACGCAAAGCUCUUUAACACUCCCGCCUCCUCACCUCUUCGCCGAUCCUUGAGUUCAUCUUGCGAUGAUGUUAGAGCUUCAUUGUCGGUUAAAGGACAACAAGCGGAUGCACACUGUAUGAAACUGCUUCAUAACCGUUACCUGCAAUGGAGAUUCGCAAAUGCAAGUGCUCAGGUCAAAACUCAAGCUCAGAAAGCUCAAGCCGAGAUUCCUUAUUUGGAACAAUGGAUAACUCUUCUUGAAGAAGAAUACUUAACUUCAGUAUCAGAAACAUCUGAAACUUUAUUGAAUGCUUCAUUGUGGCUCCCUUUUGAUGCUGAUAUCAAAGUUGAGUAUAAAGAGUUAGCAGAAACACUUGAUGUUGCCUCGAAGUUUAUGGAAGGCAUUGUGCAAAACAUUGGAAAUUUUGUGCCUAAGACACAAGAGAUGGAGACGUUGAUGUCGGAACUAGCUAAAGUAAGCAGUAGUGAAAAGGCAUCAGUUGAAGACAGUGGAGUUGCACUGCUUAAUACACAUUCAUCACAUAUUGAAGAAUGCUAUCUUAGAAGUCAGCUUAUUCAGCACCAUCACCAGAAGUGUGAACUCCAAGGGAGCAAACAUUUUGUUUGA
Eruca vesicaria subsp. sativa (arugula) is the source of this 885-nucleotide messenger RNA. NCBI's taxonomy places the organism in Eukaryota, Viridiplantae, Streptophyta, Magnoliopsida, Brassicales, Brassicaceae. The record is from the annotation of a GenBank genome assembly.